This is a messenger RNA of Symbiodinium sp. CCMP2592, 1863 nucleotides long. NCBI's taxonomy places the organism in Eukaryota, Dinophyceae, Suessiales, Symbiodiniaceae. The record is from the annotation of a GenBank genome assembly.
AUGCUCGCCCCAUGUUGUGCCAAUGCACGAAGCAGUGCUCUCGAACUCUAUGCCCAACAGCUUCGUGACGCUGCAGAUCAGAGCUUGUCCAGCAAGCUACAGCAGUUUGCAAUGUAUGUGGUGCCGUUGGAGAUCUUGUUGAGCAUGUCCAAGCCGGCGGCUUACGAAACAUUGCUCGACGAUGGGGUGCUAGUUGAAUAUGACGAAGGCAUGGGUAAUGCUAUGUUUGUCUCGCAUCAAUGGACAGGCACAGAACACCCAGACAUCGCCGGUGAGCAGUUCGUUGUACUCAAGGAUGCAUUACAAGCGCUGAAGACCGGAAAAGUGGAUAUUUCCGGCAACAUCUCUAUUGAGUUGUACAGAGGGCUCCAGAACAGCAUCUCCGCCAAGGAGAUAUUUUCCAAGCCGCUGUUCAUUUGGUACGACUACAUCUGCUGCCCUCAGCAACAUACAGCCUUUGCAUUGCGUCAGAUGGCUGUCAACAGCAUUCCAGGCUAUGUUGACAGAUGCCAGUUCUUCGCCAUUCUCUGUCCUCACGUGCGCCACGAAGCAAACAACCUGCUCCUGAACAAGAGGAGCUGGGGCAGCCGUGGCUGGUGCCGGAUGGAGCAGAUGGCCCAGGAGCUCAGCACCAAGGAGAGGUGUGUGUCCAUCGAGAUACAAGGCGCUACACAUGUGGUCGAGGCUCCAACAUACGGCUGGAUGCAGUCACCUGUCGGAGGAGGUCAAUUCACGUUGCAACGAGACCGUGAAAAGCUUGCUCCUGUCGUGCAGGACAUGGUGCGUCGAAAGCUACAUGCGUAUCUUGCACGUGGAGAUCUCGACAGCUAUAGGAUGAUGCUAAACAUGCAGAACGUCCACUACAGGAACCUCCCCAUCAAUCCUGUCGAUGACCUUCUUCCGGGCUAUGUUUCGGAUCAUCAAGAUCCAGCAACCGUCGUGAUGGAAAACUUCAUGUACCAGAACGGCUUUGACUCCGUUGACCAGCGCAAUGCAGAGGGGUGGUCUCCGAUGUGCUACGCGGCUUUGGAUGGAAGACCCCUCUUACUUGCAGCGCUACUGGAUAAUGGAGCCGAUGUGAAUGAUCGAGUGACGCAAUCAUCGCCGACCAAUCCGUUUGGGCUGUGUCCUCUUAUCCACAUCUGCGCUUUCCUUUCACAUAAUGAGGCCCUUCAGUUACUCAUCGAUCGCCGGGCCGAUGUGAAGGCAAGGGACGGCUAUUCCACCACAGCCCUUGCUUGGGCAGGAUUUUCGGACAACGUCGCAGGCAUCCAUACCCUAAUCGCCGGCGGUGCAGAUCCGACAAUGUUGGACAUGAUUGGGUAUGCGCCGUUUGCUCUGGCCAGCUCAGCAGGCGCUAUUUCAUCCAUGAAUGCUUUGUUGCCUUACACACCGCGGCAACAAAUUGAUAAGUCGCUAUUGUUCACGAUGCUGCAAGGAGGAGGUUCCGCUCAGGUGGUGUCGACGUUGGUCGCUCUCGAUGCGGAUGUGAACCAUCAGGCGUCUACUCCACUGCUCAGUCCUCUUGGCAUCUGGUUUGGGUGCCUGAGCCUUCGGCAUCGGAUGAGCGAGUCUAAGUUGAGUGCAUAUGCGUACCACUACGAGGGCCUGACACCUCUGAUGUGCAGCGUUCUUACCAGCUCCUUUGAAGCAACAGCCGUGCUCUUGGGAGCGGGGGCGCGGACGGAUCUGCGGAACGCACGUGGCAAAACUGCGAUCGACCUGGCCAGGGAGAUUUCGGCUCCACAUCAUAUCGUGCCUUUGUCAGAGUUGGGUAGCAUUUUACAUGUUUACGGGUACAAAAAUUCACUAAGGCAAGGAAGCUUAUACUUUCAUAGUAUCACUAUCCCAACGAUGAACUAG